AUGGCGUCAUCACUGGAGGAGGUUUCAGGCACACCGGGCAACGAGCUUCCUACCGCGGCACCGCCCACUGAUCACUUCGGAGUAUUCAAAGAUUUUGAUUUCCUGGAGUAUGAGAGCGAAAGCAUAGAGGGAGAAAGUUCAGACAACUUUAAUUGGGGCGUGCGACGAAGACUAUUGAGUGAAGAACGUGACGAGGGCAUUGCACCUGAACGUAGCCCGCCCCCGCAACGCCCACGCCCUCCUGAUUUACAUCCUAAGCAGAGUGGACAUGAAGACUCAUCUGACGAGGAGGGUGGUUGGGAGGAGGGGGGGACGGGUACGCGAGGAGAAGGGGAUGCGGGCGCUCCGCACGAUCUGACGUUGCGCGCGCGCACACAUUCCUUCUCGAGCGCUUCCAGCGGUGAACAAGAUGGUGAUCGUGGUGACAUCACUCCGGUACCUGGCGCCGCGCCCGCCAUGCGCGACGCCUGGCGUGCGUCUGUAGCGGGACUGUUGAGACAAGCGGCACUGUUGCCGCCUCUAGCGCUAGUGCAUCGAAUGCAUACCGCGCUCAAGGUACUAUUAUGUUAG
Messenger RNA from Diatraea saccharalis (sugarcane borer), 570 nucleotides. Lineage: Eukaryota; Metazoa; Arthropoda; Insecta; Lepidoptera; Crambidae. The record is from the annotation of a GenBank genome assembly.